Coniosporium apollinis CBS 100218 is the source of this 690-nucleotide messenger RNA. RefSeq lists its product as uncharacterized. The transcript is spliced from 2 exons. Bases 1 to 690 code for a protein of 229 amino acids. Gene Ontology annotation, cellular component: cytoplasm. Gene Ontology annotation, biological process: protein folding. The record is from RefSeq and is a predicted model, not a curated record. Lineage: Eukaryota; Fungi; Ascomycota; Dothideomycetes.
AUGUCCACCUUACCGACGCCCUCCGAGCGCGAAAAAGCCGACACCGAGCUCAAGGCGAAAGAGGCCGAGGAGCAGGGCAGGCUCCCCUACAAAUGGACCCAAACAAUCCAGGAUGUCGACAUUACCGUGCCUGUGGCCGGAAACCUUAAAGGGCGGGAUCUGGACGUCAAGUUCACGAAGACGAAACUCAAGGUGCAAGUCAAGGGCCAGGAGCCCAUCAUAGAUGGCGACCUCCCCCACCCGAUCCACGUAGACGACUCCACCUGGACGCUCGAGACGACGCCGACGGGCAAAGAAAUCUCGAUCCACCUCGACAAGAUCAACAAAAUGGAGUGGUGGGCACACGUCGUCACUACCGCGCCGAAGAUCGACACCUCGAAGAUCACGCCCGAGAACAGCAAGCUGAGUGAUUUGGACGGCGAGACGAGGACGAUGGUGGAGAAGAUGAUGUACGAUCAACGGCAGAAGGAGAUGGGGAAGCCGACGAGCGACGAGGAAAAGAAGAUGGAGUUGCUCAAGAAGUUUCAGGCGCAGCAUCCAGGUAUGGAGCGUCUGCGGGUUUAUCCUAAUCGAUGGAGUGGAACACUGACGGCAUGCAGAGAUGGAUUUCUCAAAGGCGAAAAUGGGCUGAACGCCGGAACGUGUCAACCACAUACGCGAUCCGACACGAUCAUAAUCCAACAUGCAUAG